Molecule: messenger RNA, 531 nt
Organism: Aureobasidium namibiae CBS 147.97
Lineage: Eukaryota; Fungi; Ascomycota; Dothideomycetes; Dothideales; Saccotheciaceae
Product: cytidine deaminase-like protein
Exons: 1
Coding region: 1-531 (176 amino acids)
Molecular function (GO): diaminohydroxyphosphoribosylaminopyrimidine deaminase activity
Source: RefSeq, a predicted model, not a curated record
AUGACACAACGCAGUCAUCUAGACUACAUGCGCCUAGCGUUAGAAGAAGCUCGCAAGUCUCCUCCGAAGCCUACCAAUUAUUGCGUCGGCGCCGUCCUCGUCUCGCCCUCAUCACCAGAACCCAUCCUCGCGACUGGCUACACCCUCGAACUACCAGGCAAUACCCACGCUGAACAAUGCUGUCUCGGAAAGCUUGCAAGGAGCAUGAACAUCUCUGAAGAACACGUUGGCUCUAUUAUGCCUGAUGACACUGUUCUCUAUACCACCAUGGAGCCUUGCGACUUCCGUCUCAGUGGUAAUCUUCCAUGCACAGAGCGCGUCCUGUUGACGAGAAACACCUUAAGCACUGGACACAAGGGAAUCCAAACAGUCUACAUCGGUGUCAAGGAGCCCGAGAAGUUUGUAGGCGAGAACAAGGGCAGACGUAAGCUUGAAGAUGCUGGUGUCCAGGUCAUUCACAUAGAAGGGCUUGAAGACGACAUCUUGAAAGUCGCCACUGCCGGCCACCAACAGAAAGAGGAAGACCAAUGA